GCCGUGUCUGACCUACCGCUUAGACUUCCUGCUGCUCUUCUGUCUGGCUGCACCUCACACAGAUCUGACUGUGAUCCUGUAAACUAUGGAGACAGGCGAGAGGAGAAGAGAGAAAAGGAGUGUGGGUGAGAUGCUGAAAAGAGAGCAGGAGGAGGAAAAUGAAGAAGUCCUGGUUGUGAGCCUCGGACAAGAGGCGGAGGUCUCCGACACUGAAGAUGAGGAGGAGCAAGGAUCCACUCCACUUAUCGCUGCCUGUCGUUCGGGCAUGACUGAGGCGGUACAGCGGCUGCUGAGGGCCGGAGCCGAUGUGACCCUGUGUAACAGCAGCCAGCAGACAGCGCUCCACAUAACCCCUCCUGAACUCCAGGGGGAUGUGUUGGGAUGGAUGUCGAGGCCUCAUCUGCCACCCCAGGCACAGCUGCUCCAGGCUGCCUGGCAGGGAGACCUGCACUCCUUACAGCCCCUGCUGGCUCAGACAGACAGAGUGGAUGUGAAUGUUCCUAACUGUGACGGCGUCACGGCCCUGAUGCUCACCGUCAGGGACAUUGACCUGUUUGAGGACAUAGCGACACCGUUGUCAUGGGAACACAGACCUGUGGAUGUGGUUAAGGAGCUGCUAGGUGUCUCGGGUGAUCUGCAGGUUCGAGACCACAAUGGCUGUUCUGCUCUCCAUUACGCUGCAAACAUCAACAGCCCUCUGAAGGAGGAGAUCAUUCAUAUGAUGGUUGAAGCCCUAAGUCACACAGAUGCUGCCUCCAUUUCACUCCUGGCACUUGACAACUACUCAUGCCAGGAUUUGGACUCAGAGUUUGGCGAUUCAGACGUAGAGUUGGACCUUGAGAGCCUUUAUCCUAACCGGUCGACUGCUGCCUCCCCUACGCAGACACCAACCCAUCAGCACGGCUUUCUGCUAUACAGCCACACGAGGGAAGUGCUGGAGUCUCCAGGGUACCCUCCUCUAUCUGACCAUCAUAAAGGCCUCAGCCAAGAUAAGGGAAUCCGCCUCUGUUUCCAAAACGCCAUGGAAACGCUGAGAGACAUCAGGCAAGCCUACCAGGACGCAGGGAGGGGAAGCAGCAGAGGAGGUUUGUCUCUGCCGAGCCUGGGCGACAACAGCAGACGCUGGAGCCAUCUGGAUCCUGCUCCGUCACCUGGUUUGCUGAGUACCAGGACCUCCUGUCUGCCAGUACCCCCUAAACACAGGCAGAGAACAGGAAGUGUCGUUGCUGCAUCCGCAUCCCCAUCCUCCUCCUCUGGUCUGCUGUCUGUGGCUGAGCCCAGCCAGCUCAGCCAGUCAGCCCCCAGCAUCAUGGAACCACUACUGUGUUCAAACACUAUGAUGCAGGCCAGAGCACACAUUCAGACCCGACUGGGUUCUCAAGAUACUGUAAACGAACAAAAGUUCUUGCAGGGCCCCCUGCCGGCUCUGCAUCCCAGAACACACAAGCUGUUGGCACCACUGGGCAGCCGGCCCAGGGACGUUGCGGUCCUGCCGGCGCUGAAGCACCACGUUCCCCUGAAGCCCAUCACCCGCAGCCCCCUUUGCUCCAGGACCCGGCUGAGGAGAGAGAGGCUGUCCUGUGGCAGCCCACGCACUGGCCCUCUGACCACUAAGGGGGGUAGUGAGGAGAGCGGGUCCAGCAGCAGCCAGAGUUCCAUCGACCUGGAGGAUGAGGAUGAUGAGAGGGAUGUACGCCGGAGAGCUUCAGGAGGUCUGGAGUUUGUUCGAGACAGGUUGUCGCCGUGUUCGAACGAUGUGAGCUCCGCUGAGACUGAUUUGGUUAGGGAGACACGGCGGCAUUUUAAAGUUCGGUCAAGGAUCGGCCACAUUCCACCGAUCCACAGAUCAGCACAUCACCUGGAUGGAGAGCCUAUCAAUCGUACAACUGAUCUUCUCAGCACCGAAAAAGCUAUAAACUCUCAUUGUGAAGGCAGAGCCACCGAUAUGAAUUACACAAAGGAGCCUGUCGACAGUCAGUCCUUUAUAAAAUGUAACUAUGCACAACAAGGAGACACCAUGAACAAUGAAAUACCUAUCACAUCAAAGUCUAAGGAGGAUGAGAACAAUGUGGGCUGCACCCCAGAGCCUGAGAUUAGCCAUGCGAUAACAUUUAAUAUGAAUAAUGACCAAGGUGAUGUUAUUACAUCUUCUGGAGAGACUUACAGAAAUGACCUGCAGCAUAUAAAACAGACAGAAAUGAAUGCUUCCUGUUGUGAAGGAAACCAGGUAGAUAACCCAGUCCCUCGUAGGGAGGAUGUAAAGUCAACUUCUAGCACUACUGAGGAGAAAAUUCUAUUAUUUGCGUCGGCUGUAAACCUUCCACAGUCAGACAUGGAUCCCAAGAGAGAUGGGAGGAUGUUGUCGAAAGCCUUAAAGCCUGUCCGGAACAAGGAGAGAAGAACCGGCAUGAGCUGUGACCUAAGAGUAAACAUUCAAACGAGCCAGCAGUCCUUCAACGUACUAGCGAACAAAGACCGAAGCAUCCUAAAUCGUAACAAGACCAAAAGAAAUCUGAGGCACUCCUCACUUUCCCCACAAGUUAAAGACAAAACGAGGAAAAGCCCUGAGCUAAUGAUUAGUGGCGAGACAGUCGCAAAAGUAAAGUCAAAACUUAAAUCUGUUAAAGGGGCUCAUUGCAACACCCCAUCACCACGAAAGAAGCUGAUCGAUCAAGGCAAAAGAGCAAAUCCUGACAACAGCAACAGAGCUCAACAGCAUCCACCAGCGAGGGAGCUGAAGAGCGUCAGGCAGUCGAAGAGACCCGGUCCGGCGGGCGCACCGAGGUCUAAAUCUGCCGUGGACUUCGUCACCUACAAAGACAUGUUUCAGCAGAUAAAGAGCGGGGACGAAGGACCGGCCAUCUACGAGAUGUUUGCCGGUCCCAUCUACGAUAACCUACGAGUUUCCAGCUCCUGUGAGAAAGCGAAGGACAGACAAGUGCAGUCUGCUCCGCCCAGGAAGACACAACAGUGCCAUAAAGUCAAACACAGACCACUGAAACAAGCACAGAGGAGAUGUCCGGGGGAGAUUGUGGCGGUUUCAGCAAAAAGCAAACCAAAACUGUCAUCCACUAGGGGGAAACCUCACCUCACACCUAGGAAAGGCACACACAAAAUGAAGGAUACGCCUACACUGGAUGGGCACACAGAGGCUGAGGUAGUUCUCUCUAAGGAUGUUGACAUUUGUCAUUGUAGUGAUCAAGAAACUCUGUUAUCUACCAUAGAGGAGGCUCUUUCUUAUGGGUCUGAAACAAUCAAAUCUGAUGACAAAACAUUGACUACGCUAGCAGCUUUAUCUUGUGUUGAAGAUUAUAGUCACCCGCUCAUGAAUAUGCAAGAAAUAGGAAACCCAAACCGAGCACUUCCUGAGCCUGUGCUGUCUCAAAGCCCCCAACAGCCGAAGAUCAACACCUGGACUUCUUCCAGCAGCACCAGCAGCCACACCGUCGUGUCACCAGUUUACCAGAAGUUCCUGGAUGAGGUGGGGGACGGGCCGCUCACAGAUGACCUGCUGCAAUGUCUGGCAGAGGAGCUGUUCUCAUUGGACGAGAGGGAUGUGUCCAUAGGCCCUGAAAACCUGGAGUCCAAUAGAGGAGACGAUCCCGUAUCAGGAGGGAAUACACUACCUGAGGAUAAUUCAACACACAGUGCUGCUCUGCUUGGUUCUGGGUUGGUUGUAGAUGACGCCAUCACCUGGACAAAGGGUGAAGUACUCGGCAGGGGAGCCUAUGGGACAGUGUACUGCGGCCUGACCAGCCAGGGCCAGCUGAUAGCUGUGAAGCAGGUGAGCCUGGACGCCUCUGACCCCGACGCUGCAAAGAGGGAGUACGGUCGUCUGCAGGGGGAAGUGGAGCUGCUUAAAACCCUCAGACAUGCCAACAUUGUGGGCUUCCUGGGUACCUCGCUUCAUCAGCAUGUAGUUUCCAUCUUCAUGGAAUACAUCCCGGGAGGAUCCAUCGCCAGCAUCCUUCACAGGUUUGGUCCUCUGCCGGAGCGUGUCCUGGCUCUAUACACCCAUCAGAUCCUGGAAGGGGUGGCCUUCCUUCAUGUGAAUAGGGUGAUUCAUCGCGACUUGAAGGGAAACAACGUCAUGCUGAUGCCCACUGGCGUCAUCAAGCUCAUAGACUUUGGCUGUGCGCGCCGUCUCAGCUGCCUGAACCACACUGCCAGCAACAGUGGAGAUCUGCUCAAGUCCGUCCACGGCACACCUUACUGGAUGGCACCAGAGGUUAUCAAUGAGACAGGAUAUGGCAGGAAGUCAGACAUAUGGAGUGUGGGUUGCACAGUGUUUGAGAUGGCCACAGGGAAACCACCGCUGGCACACAUGGACAAGAUGGCUGCCUUGUUCUACAUCGGAGCUAAAAGAGGGUUGAUGCCCUCCUUGCCGGAUGGGUUUUCGGAUAACGCCAAGGAUUUUGUAAAAAUCAGCUUGACAAGUGACCAGAGACUACGGCCAUCUGCAGACCAGCUGCUGAAGCAUUCAUUCAUCCCCCUAAGUGAGACUGGAGCGACCUCUCGGGAAACACAGAAAAAGGGAUGCUGUGGUCACCCAGAGGGACUGUGUGGUUAACGAGUUACACUAAGACGUCAAUGUUUUUGAGUUCAAGGAGAUGUUUUAAUGAUUUCAUUCAGAUUGACGACUCAAAACAUAGAAAAGUGCUCUUUUGUGACCCUUUGAGGGCCUGGCUGCCACACAUCCCCAGUGACGCACUAUUAGUAGUAUGUUUGGGAGCAUGGGGCGCUGGACUUGUGUCCCAGACCUUCCUGGAAACUACAAAGUAUAUCAAGGAGCAGAAAUUAGUUUUUGUAUAUUAAACUGAAGUUUAAGAAACUACAUGAGCACUUUUAUACAUUUAACUUUAACAGAACCUAUACGAUGUGAACAGAUAGAUGCCAGCUUUUUGUUACCGACUUUGGGUAUUUCCUACAGCAAUCUUAUAAAUGUGCCAAUCUUAUAAAUACCUUAAUUGUAAUAGGUCUCUUUGCUGUGUGAUUGUCUGUAGGUUCUGAUCAAAUGUGUCUAAUCCAUAUACAGGAAUGAGUCCUAAAACCCGGAAAUGAGUUAGGAUUUUAGCAAUUCCGGUUCCGUCGUCUGGAACUCAAUGGGUUUUUAGUUGGAUGUCUGAAAUAAGGUCUGUGGUUAACACAAGCUGAAGAGAUUUUAAUGUUUUGUUCUACGACAUAAAAUACAUUAGUAAAUAUCCCACUUUUGAAUUUUGAAGCCUUUAUGUGUCUUAAAAAAGGCGGUUGCUAACAAGUGGCUAAAUGAGACUACUAAACAUCCCGGCGACUCGUCCUCUUUUACAGCCUGUAGUUUUUUUUACUUCUGGCGAUUGCAUUCACACUUCAAAAAACAUAUAAAUGGUGUUAAUUUGUGAAGAUUAUCUUGCUGAACAAAACGUGUAAGUAUCAUUAACGUUUGUUUGCCACAGAGCUUAUUUUCUGCAAUAAUCCAAAACCCAAUGGAACAAUCAUAUUGGCUUUUUGUCUAGGGAACCCGGGGCGAUGCCAACUUCCUGGUUCGCCUCCA
Sebastes umbrosus (honeycomb rockfish) is the source of this 5530-nucleotide messenger RNA. It is a transcript of the gene map3k19, whose product is annotated as mitogen-activated protein kinase kinase kinase 19. Gene Ontology annotation, biological process: protein phosphorylation. Lineage: Eukaryota; Metazoa; Chordata; Actinopteri; Perciformes; Sebastidae. The transcript is spliced from 16 exons. The coding region runs from base 86 to 4570 and encodes 1494 amino acids. Gene Ontology annotation, molecular function: ATP binding; protein kinase activity; protein binding. The record is from RefSeq and is a predicted model, not a curated record.